Haliotis rubra (blacklip abalone) is the source of this 2854-nucleotide messenger RNA. RefSeq lists its product as uncharacterized. The transcript has 4 exons. The coding region runs from base 489 to 1133 and encodes 214 amino acids. The record is from RefSeq and is a predicted model, not a curated record. NCBI's taxonomy places the organism in Eukaryota, Metazoa, Mollusca, Gastropoda, Lepetellida, Haliotidae.
UUGGUUCAUCAACACUAACUUGUAGAUCUCGUGCUUCGUGGUUUUGCUGUUCGUCGGCAAGUGGUACAAAUUCGCUGCCAAGACUUACCAUCUCGGGCACCUGGUAGCCCUGACGUCACCGUGACGUCACGCAUACCACCAACAUGGCGUCAUGAAUGAAAUCGGAAAUACGAGGCAGGUCCAUUCAUAGUUAGCUCGCCUCGCGGACAGGAUUAGGUUUUACUGGCUUGGGCUGUAGUCAGCACAUCGAAACACGAUGAUGAGGACUGAGAGGAGCCCCCUGCACCCCUCAGCACGUGAGAGUCCGCCAGUCUGCUAUCUCCACACCACCUACUAAUCAAUUAUGGGUGCUACAACAAGCAAGAGAAGGAAAACCAAAAAAAGAAGGAAAGAUGGGGGUGACCUUGACCUUGACACUUCACCAUAUCAGGACCUUGAACGUUUGAGGACAUUGUCAAAAAACCCGACUCAACCGACUCUCGGCUGAAAUGGACCGCCUGUCAGUCCCCACAAGUCAGUAUUACUCCAGUGAUUCCCUGCUUAUCCCAGACACACAGAGAAGCACGAUGUCUCUGAACAGGAAUCUCAUUGGACAUCCAACAUAUCAUGUGAAGGGGUCAUUCAGUGCAGACAAUCUGAUCCUAGAUGACCAUCCUGUCCUUACCAAACUUCAAAAUGAACAGAAUGCUCGACUGGAGCACAUGGAACAGAGAAUUACGAAGAUCCGUACCAACGCCAUGCAGGCAGCAGAACGGAGGAAGUAUGCUCACAUGUUCCGUGCGAAAUCAGAUGACUCAAGAACUGCCAAGCUUCUAAAAGAAGCGAGUGAGGCUCUUGAGGCUUUAAAACGUGAGAAGAAAUCUCAAAUGACACUCAGUGAGGAAUAUGACAAGGGGGAGAUAAUCCCUGUGAGAAUUUUGUGUGAAGAGCAGCAGAGGCAGAAGGAAGAAUCCAAACCAGCUAAAAAAGUAUCAAAAAAGGAAGAACUGUGGCCGGCUCAACUGCAAGCCUUGAACUUUGGUGAACCGGUCACAUGGCUUCUGCUGCCAUUUCUUCUUCCCCUUCUGCUCGUCCUCUACCUCAUCAGAUCAGUUGGUAACCAAGGCAAUGACAGACAAAAGAAGAGACAAUGAUGACUACUUAAGAUGAAGACUUUGUGCCUCAUAACAACCUUAAGACAACUUAACCCUCACAUCAACACGACUCAGUUAAGUUCCUCUGUGACAUGGAAUUUAUACAUUCACAGCAGUCAAUGUCAGACCUUCCACGGAUAUUUCGAAGAUGGUGGAAAACUCAUACGCCAAGUUUUUAAUUCCUUUGGAGACAAACCUUAUGUGAUUCACAGCUCUGCAGCCCUGGUGCUUCAUUACUUGAAGGUGGAUGUGUUUAGUCAUAUCUUCGCACACAUCGCUAUGGAAUCCAUGCCAACAUUGUACAACCACGCUCUGUUCUUUCAAAGCAUGAAACAUCCCAACAGGUGCACUCCAAACCCAGGAUAGGCUUCUCAAAGGAAGGAAUAUGUUGAACAUAUUGAAGGAAUAUUGUAUUCAUACUGUCUACAGUAAUGCUGAUUUCCAGGAUAUAUCGUAGGAUUCAGCAGCUUUUUGUGUCUGAAUCACAUGAUGAAAAGAACAUCAUCCUAAUUAGGCCCUUACCUUACACCGAGGAAAGAAAUAUCAACAAAUAUUUAAAUUGGAAUAACAUAGGAAUAAUAGUUUAGUUUCAACAUGUUUCUAUCUUUUAUAUGAUGAUUCUACUCAUGGUGUUGUCACCAAUUUGAAAUCGAACAAUAACAAAUUUGUAGUGCCCGACUACAGAAUGGUCACAUGACUUCUUGGAAGGUUAUACUUAAUCCUGCAGGUGCUUUCAGUUCUUGAAAACCUGACAAGAGAUCCCACACCCAUACACCACUGACAUCUUGGAUGACGACGAAUUUGCAUUUGAGACAAAACCAUGGUAAUAUGAAUAUUUUCACAGUUCAUGUUUAAUUUCCUGGGUAUGAUGUGUAUUGAAGAGUGUGCAUGAGAUGGAGAGUUGUGAACUAGGAGACUCCCUGCUGAUUGUUGUAAUGACGAUUGGCAGAUUCACCAUACACUGAUGUUCAAAUAAUUGAUAUUAACAAAUCAAGAGGAAUUACGUCCAGCUAUUCUUCUUGUGACUACUUUUGAAACAUUUGUAAACAGUGGUAGAGUUUAGUGGCUGCUGAGGUCCCUGAUUGUGUGUUGGAUACACUAAAUGUUUACUUUUAAAAUGAAUGUUAUGACAACAAUCCUGUCUUUCAUGGUAACUUAUGUCAGUCUGUUUCGGACUAUUUUUUCGGAAGAUUUUUGUGUCUUCAUACCUCUACUUGUAACGAAUAAAUGCAGAUUUUCAGAAAAGGAUUCUCAGGAUUGUGAAACUCUAGUCUUUGUAUCAGAGUAUGGUGACUGAUUGCUGAAGCGUCAUCCCAACUGCGUGCCUAUCUACACCUGACGAUCAACUGACAUAAUACCUGAUUUGUGAUACUCCAUACAUGACAUGACACCAGUACCUUCGGAGCACAUAUCCACAAUCAGUAUGCUUCAAUGGAUAUGGAAGAUUGACAAUCUUGCUCUGAAAUCACUUGGUCAUGUUCAUGCUGUUAUCCACGUAUGUGGAGAAGAUUAUUUACCAUUGGAUAUUUGGUCCUGAUCAUACAAUAUGAUGUUUGUUGUGGUAAUUGUUAUGAUAUUUGUGAUGAUACAGUGCAUGUCAUGGUGCAGUGCUUGUCAUGAUAAAAUUCAUGUCAUGGUGCAGUGCUUGCCAUGAUACAGUGCAUGUCAUGGUGCAGUGCUUGUCAUGGUACAGUGCUUGUCAUGGUACAGUGCUUGUCACA